This is a messenger RNA of Ricinus communis (castor bean), 3414 nucleotides long. RefSeq names its product increased DNA methylation 2. The record is from RefSeq and is a predicted model, not a curated record. Gene Ontology annotation, cellular component: nucleus. The transcript is spliced from 3 exons. Bases 2058 to 3287 code for a protein of 409 amino acids. Lineage: Eukaryota; Viridiplantae; Streptophyta; Magnoliopsida; Malpighiales; Euphorbiaceae.
AUUUUUAUGAGUAACCCAUUGUUUGUUUCACUUUUGUGAUCAUGCAUGAAGCUUUAUUUUCAUGCAUCCUUCAUUCCAUGUGUAUUUUGAUAUGUGUUUAUCUUCUUUUUAUAUAAUGGCUUGCUGACUUGCUUUUAUUCUGAUUCAUGAAGUAGCAAGUUGAUUUUUCCUGGUAUUUUCAUUUCUCUCCCACCUUCACUUCUCCACAGUUUACAGAAAAGCCUUGUAGUUGUUGGAAGUGCUAAACUCAUACCUGAAGUGGGUGGUGGGGCACCACCCUUUAAAUAGAUAAACAUGCUUUCCUUGGUCGUUGGAUUCCAGAAUUGACAUUCAGCUAACUUAUUUCUUCAAAUGGCUCUUCCGAAAGAUUGUUGUUGGUUGUUAAGCCUUUACUAUCUGCUGCUGGGAGUCAUUCCCUCUCCAGAAUGCUUAAUUCAGUUUCGUUUACCCUCUUUGUGUACUGCAGAUAGUGAUCUUACCAAAUUUAAUUCGUGCGAACAUGGAUGAAUCCAAAUACUUUCUCUAGCAAGCUACAAAUUUGUAAAAUUUGUCAAUUUAUACGGUCCCAUAGCUUUUAUAUGAUUUAUAUCCUUUUGUUAAUCUUAUUCAGUUUAAUGUCCUAUCUGUGUAGAUUAUGCACAUUAGAACCUAAGAUCAGUGGACUUAUUUGUUUUCUCAUCUAAAACAACUCUCUGAUAUGCACUAUUAUCGAACUCAAUUAUAAAUAAGAUUGCUGCAUUAUAGGUGAAAUAUGUAAUAUAAGAUUGGCUUUUUAUAAUCUACAAAAUAGAGUUUAAAUCCUAUAAUCAGCUUAAAACAUAUCACUGUAACUAAUAAAUGUACAUGGUUCGUUUCCCAUAUAUGUUUGUUUGUUGCGCCCAUUGAGAAGUUUGCUGAAAUGGACAAAAGAUUUAAACCUAGGACUUCUAAAUCAAAUUUGUAUGUACGAAUUAUGUCUCCUUAUCGAGGGGUUUCCUUUUCCAUUAUGUGUUGAAGAAAUAUUUAGUGCACAGAUCUUUGCUAAUGAAUGCCAGUCUUUCUGUUUAUGGCUAAUUGUCAAUUGUAAACAUUGUCAAUAGUGCAGCUUUUCAUCUUCUUUUUCCAAUUUUUUUUAUUUUUCUUAUUCAUGUUGAUCCUGCUGUCUUUGAUGUUCUAUAACAUGUAGCUUGAGAUCAACAUGGUCAAUUAGUCUUGUGAUAUACUAAAGGCAAAAGUACCAUUGGCUUCAUUUUAUGUUAUGGUUGCAAUAUUUCACCUAUUAAUUUGUUAUUUUGUUUAUUGUAGCAUUAAGGUUAAUCCUUUGACUAAAGAGCCUACUUUGUGUUAUUCAUUGAACAUUGCUUACGAAACUCAACUUUCCUAAGUGCUUCUUUCAGCAACAUUAUCCCCUAAAUUUGCUGAAAGAUCAUUAGUUUCUUAAGCAAGAUCUCUCUUAUUCCUAGACCAUCACAAAUCUGUCUUUUGUAGUGUUGUGUCAUUGUAUAUUGGGAUUUUCGAUAGUUUGUUCUUUUAAACUAUCAGAUACAAUGCUCUCGUGGCUCUAAUUUUUAGACUGUUAAUCUACAUCCAAAGAAUAUUAUUCAAGUUGUUGCAUGGAGAUUCUAUUUUAUUUGUCCUUCAAGUCAUGAUCAAUGACCUAAAGUGGACAACUCUAGCUUUUUAGCAUCUUUGGGGCACUGCAUUAGGUUUGGGCAUGUAAUUUGGUGAUAGCACAAUCUGCAUUGCUGUCUAUGUCUUCUGAAUAGAUGUAAUAUUGUAGAAGUGGGAGUAGCAUUUUUGUGUUUUUAUAAUAACAUCUGUGGUCUGCUUGAAGCAAUUGUAUUUCUGAUGAACCUUCAACUGGUAACAACUUUCCUUUUUUCUUUAAUCAUAUUUAAAUAAAACUCCGUUACCUAGCAUGGUUGUGUUUAUUGGUCAUGUUAAUUUCACAUGACAGAACAAAGAACUCAUUUCCAGAAGUUAGCAAAGAGCGGUUGAUAAACUUGUAUACCGUGCUGAGAUGUGGCUAGAAAACUUUGUUUGCUGGAGAAAUUGUCUGACUCGACUGAUAUUGUACCAUGGAAUCUCUGGUUCAGGCUACAAAUUCACUCAUGCGAUCAGAAUCCUUCACUGCAUCAAGUAGGAUACCCAACAGUGACCAGCGCUUCCUCCUUUACUUUGUUAUGGGCACCUACUUUGGGCCUGAUCUGAAAGAGGAGUGCCCACAAAAGUCAAUUUUGCAAAGGAAAGCUGAGGGCCUCCCAACAUAUACUUCAGAUCACCUAGCUGGUUCACACAUGAAAACAGUAGAAAUGGAGCGGGUUUACUAUUAUGCACUUCGGAAGGCAGAAAAGUCUCUUGCUGUCAAGUUACCGCUGUUGCAUCAUUUCUUCCAAGGCACCAUACCUACCUCUUGGAAUGAUCCCUGUGUUGUUUAUCCUCAAUUUCCUGAACUCUUUCCUCCCCAACUGCAUCCUCAUUCACGGUUCAAAAAUAAGUAUAAAAUCAUUGAAAACAUCAUAUUCAUUAAUGAUCCAAAUACCUCUUACAAUAAGCCAGAUGACAUUGAAAGGUUUAAGAAGCUAACUGGGCUUGAAAAUCUUCUAUUGGAUCGAGAUGUAGCAAGAUUCCAUACAUUUGGGGUGCAGGAUGCUGAACCUGUUGGAGAAUUCCCUCCUGCCAAGCCUUCUCAUAGUUCUCGCAAUCGCAAUGCAAAACGUCCUGCUAGCACCUUGCAAACCGAGGACCAGUACAUACAUGUGGCACCUUUUAGCAGUGUGCGAUAUAAUGCCCCACCUCCAGUGCAGCGUUAUACAACUCUGCCAAUCAGAAAUAAUACCAGAACUGUGGAGAAUGGCAGUCCAGGAAUGCUCUUUCUUCCUUCAUGCCCAAAGAAAGAAGAGUUGACCAGGAUCAUUGCUGCUGGUAGAAGUGGAUUUGCAUUGACCGGGAGUGCUGCUAUGGGACAGGUGGGACCCAUAAUUGGACUCAUGGACAUUGGUGAAUGUGAGGAUUCAUAUAUGUUUCGCAUAUCUCUGCCUGGGGUGAAAAGAGAUGAGGAGGACUUCAGUUGCGUAGUUGAAAAUGAUGGAAUGGUUCUCAUAAAAGGUGUGACAACAACUGGCGAGAGGACUGUGUACAGGUUCUCACAAGUCUUUGAAAUGCAAUCAAAGAACCUUUGUCCACCAGGGGAGUUCUCUAUUUCGUUUCAACUGCCUGGUCCUGUUAAUCCUAGGCAGUUUUCCGGUAACUUUGGCACAGAUGGGAUUUUGGAGGGGAUCGUGAUGAAACAGAAAGGUGAAAGUUGAUAAGUAGCUUGUUUCCUUGUAGAUAACCUUGCUUAUCAAGCAUAAACUGCUUCUGUGUACUGGUUAACAAUGCAUAGUGUUAGUUCUGGAAUGAUCUUGUGGUAACAUAUAAGAAAUCUUUUGUGCA